CGCCGGUGCCGGAGCCAGAGGGCACCUAGAGGUGAACCCGUACAGUUUAUCCUGCUCGGUAUGCAGAUCCUCUCCGCAUCCGAUUGGCUCGCCACGCCGCCACUCUUCAAUGAAAGUCAUUGAUUGGCCGAUCCGUCUCAAAAGCACAUUAUAUUUUAUAAAGUCUUAAAUUUGCACAAUAAUGGCAAAGGAAUGCAGUUAUAAAAGUGUAACGGCUGUGUUGGGGAGCACUGAUCCUCAGUGUGACGUCGUUAGCGCCUCCUGGCUGUGGGAGCCCCUGGUUUGAUGUCUUUGGAUGAUGCUUUGAGAUUGUAAUGUCUUGCUGGUUUUCUGGAGUUAUUCUCGUAACUGUAAGCAUUAUCUGAAGUCAUACAACUUCCUUUGAAAGCCCUUGCUGUUAAGACAUGGCCGUUAAGGCUGGUCAAACCAAAUGGUAUGGAUGUUGUUCUGAAUACUUUUUGGUGGCUGUCUGGUGUAUUAUGUGGUGACUGACUAUGCGUUAACUGUAACGAUUGUAAAUUGACAUCACUAUCACUUAUCUAUUCCAGCCUCUGAGAUUUGUGUCCCUUUGUGUUACAGCAUAACUUGUGUGUGUUUUCCGAGGGCCAUCGCAUCUCGUUUUAAUUCUUGGAUGUCGCCCCCGUUUUGCUGUGAUGGCGGGACGUGACAUUUGUCACCUUUUACACUGAUGUGUGGGACGAGGGAAAAGCGUCAAGUUUAAUGACAUCGCCGCAGAAUCCAAGCGUAGAUCUUCAUGUUGCAGAUUUUUAUGGUGUGACUGAAGGGACAGAGCUGAUUAUUCUGCGUGGCACGUUUACCUCACCUGUUUACUUCUGCCAGCGAGCUUCGCCUUCGGCACACCGAGCCGAAACCUUUGUUUAUGUUAUUUCUCGCCUUGGAGUGUUGAAGAUGAGUCUUUAUCGCUCCCACCUUGGGGUUUUAGUGGCCAACGCUGGUGCACUUGGGUGCCGCUUUUCCCAUGUGCUGAUUUCAGGGUGUCUCGCCGUAAACAUGUUGGCACAUUCACCGGCGACGCGACUGCCGGGCGGUCCGCCAUCUUGGGCUCUGGCAGGGGUCGCCACUCCGAGUGGGUGAUUACGCUGGGAUCCUCAGUGAUCGCGCCUGGAGAGAGUUAACGGAUCCCAGAAGCUCAUCCGGGGGAAUUCAGCGCUGAGAAUUGGAAAGGUUUUUACCGGUAUCAGACGAAGAUGAUGGUGCCCACAGUUCGCAGGAACUGCCCAAUUCUGGUUCUUGUCUUCAUGUUCUAGUGCCCCCCCCGCCUUUUUAAAAUGAAACCGUGGGACGGCAGAAUGAUCGGCCUGUAAGUCAGCGCCUGAUGUAGGUCAGCCCAGUUACUGAUCUGCAUUCUGGGUCUGCAUUCUGGGUCACAGCGGUCUUUAGCCGCCUGUCUACGCACUUUACUUUUUCCCCAAGUCGGACAGUUGUGAGGAAUCGUAUUCAUAUCUUAUUUGAAGUUUUUUUGAGAGUUGUUAGUGCUGACACAUGUUAGUGUUGUGGUAAAGUGGUUGUCUUGUAUCUGUAUUCUGAUUAGAUCUUCCCGGAAAAGGGAUUUGAGGGGUGGGUGGGGUGUUGGUGCCCUGAUUGAUCUGCGCUCUAACAAGAUUGAUUUGUUACAGUCUGGCCUUAUAGGGCUGCAGAGGACAAAUACUUGUAUAGUCGGUUUAGUCAAGUCUGUAAUUUUAUACUUGCAAAUGGCAGCUGCUGGGGACUGUUGAAGAUGUGCAGUUCCCAUCGCCUCUCACUUCCGAGUCGCAAGGAAGAGUAGCCGGUUCGUUUUUUGGGAAACUCUGCUUUUACGGGUAAACGGAGAGCUUCUGGACCUGAGAGGGAUCUCGCAUAAAUGUUACAUGCGACCCUUGAGCUGCUGGGAGCUGCGGGGUGAGUCUGCUAUGUUCGGUGCGGUCCUCGCUGCUUCAUCUUCGCCUCCCAAGCACGGUGCUGUAACGCAGAGAGGAGCUUCUGCAGUGACCUGGGUGCAGUUUGGGCUUUAGAGCUGCUGCUUUAGACCAGGCUAUGCUAAGGGCAGGCAGUUGCAGGCGUCACUGAGGUGUUACUGUAUUCAUUGCCCAUGUGAGCCCCGCCCUACCACAGCAAACAGGAAGUUGAUUUCGGGGUUGUCCACUGAUUUCCUGUCCGUUUUUUUUUUCCUUCCAGUCAAUGGAAUUAUGAUUUUUAAAAUCUUUUUCUGUUGCUAAUCAUUCCUUUUUUAGAAUCUCCAAAAUUUGACACAUUAUGUGGUGAAGUUUAAAAUUUGUAGUAUUUAGUGAAUUUUUUUGUGAUUUACGCAGGUUUUCAGUCUUUUUCAGUUUGAGUUGAAUUAAUGAAUAUUUGUGGGGGGGGACACAGGUCUAUGUGUUAGUAGGUACUUUAUUCGGAUUUUGUAAUAAGAUUACAAUCAAUCAUUUUUUUUUGUUUUGCUUUAAACCCAAAGCACUGAGUCAAAGCCAGAAAAAGGCGAAUCUGUUACCCAGAUCGGUCAUCGCAGCGCAGAUUUUACUCAUUAUCAUACCAUGAACAGAAGGGCUUAAUUGUCACUUAAACUCUUGCUUUGUUUAUGGAGUCAGUUGGUAAACUGUAGUUGUUUUGAGGUAACAGUUCCUUGCGUGAAAUUCGAUAGAACGCUGAGCAGCUUGACGGGGACGGAUUCAGAAAUGUCGGGUUGCGCUUUUGCUUUUUCGGGUUCUUUUCCGGAAGUCUCCAGCGCGGCUUUGAAGAUAUGGUCCGGAAAAAGAAUCCCCCUUUGAGAAGCUUCGGCGGUGAGGAGGAGGCUGGAGAAGCAGCGGCUGCAGGGUGCGCAGGUGCCGAGAGCGAGGGUGCGGGAGCGCGCGGCCGGGACCUCCGCGCCGAUCACAUGCGGGGGGAGCCUGGCCACGCCGAUGAGCUGCAGCCAGACAGGGAGGAGGAUCUGUGCGCGCUCGUCCAGCGGCUCUCUCCCGGCAUCAAAAGGGACUUGAAAGGCGGGGCGGCGACGGCGGCGCCGGCGAGCCAGAGGCCUGUCUCCAAUUACGAAAGCCACAAGAAGGGAGGAAAUGUUCCGUCCUUCCCCCGUGAUGAGGUGACAGACAGAAAUAUGCUGGCACUCUUAUCCCCAGCUGCUGGGCGCGUCUGCGACGGGCUUGAGUCUCCCGGCAGAUCAGAAGCAGAUGGGGGCGCGGAGCGGGCUUGCAGCCCGGCCGGGGACCCGGGGGAGGGCGGGGAGGGAAGGAGCGGCUGCGUUGGGGAGGGGCUGCGACGUUCGCCGGGCGGCCAGGCGGGCGGGACUGGCUGCACUGCCACCCAGGGCUGUCCCAGCAACGGCGAGGACCGGGGCUCCACCGGAAGCUCGCUGGCUCCGACGGGUGAGGUGGGCGCCGACAGGCCUAGGACAGCUUUCCACCUGGCGCACGGGCGCAGGAACAGCGAGGACGGCGCCGAUGAACCAGGCGGCGCCUCCACCGACGGCCGAGCGCGGCCGCCCUCCUCGCCGAAGCUGCAGGACUUCAAAUGCAACAUUUGCGGCUACGGUUACUACGGCAAUGACCCCACGGACCUGCUUAAGCACUUCCGCAAAUAUCACCUGGGCCUUCACAACCGCACACGGCAGGACGCCGAGCUGGACACCAAGAUCCUGGCCCUGCACAACAUGGUGCAGUUCUCCGGCCAGGCUCACGCCAAAGAUGCGGGCCGCCUGCUCCCGCACAGCCUCCUGACGGGAGCGCUGCCCGAAGCAGGCCCCCCCCGGCCCAUGCUGCUCAACGGCACCUAUGACGUGCAGGUGACGCUAGGUGGUACCUUCAUCGGCAUCGGGCGGAAAACCCCCGACUGCCAGGGCAACACCAAGUACUUCCGCUGCAAGUUCUGCAACUUCACCUACAUGGGCAGCUCGCCUACGGACCUGGAGCAUCACUUCCUGGGCACCCACCCCAACAAGAUUAAGGUGCACGGCGCCGGGUCGGACGGCAAGCUACCCGACAAGAACGGCACGGCCUCGGGCCGGGCGGGCGGAGUGCCUCGCGGGGCCUCCCUCUCUGGCGAACCCGCGAAAUUGGCAGAACGCGUGGCCGUCAGGGCGGAGGACGACACCGUCGCCGGCUACUUUGUCCUCAUUCAGCCGCUGGACCCCGCCGGACAGGACGGGGGCAACACCAUGGGCUAUUACUGGUGCAAAUACUGCAGCUUCAGCUGCGAGGCGUCCAGUUCCCUCCGUCUCCUGGAGCAUUAUGGGAAAAAACACAGCCAGCCGGGCACUGUCGGCUCUGAGAGCCCCGUCCAGAACGACGGCUCUUUCCGUGGCGACGGGGGUAAGAGAAAGGAGGUGUACGGCAAGGCGGGGGCGGCCGACCUGGAUACGGUGGUCACCAGCUACAACUGCCAGUUCUGCGACUUCCGCUACUCCAUGAGCCAUGGAGCCGACGUCAUCGUGGUGGCCCCACUGUUGCGCCACUACCAGCAGGCCCACAGCAUCCAUAAGUGCACCAUCAAGCACUGCCCCUUCUGCCCCCAGGGCCUGUGUAGCCCCGAGAAGCACCUGGGUGAGAUCUCCUACCCCUUCGCCUGCCGCAAGAGCAGCUGUUCUCACUGUGCCCUGCUGCUCCUGCAGCUGUCGGCCAGCCCGGCCACGCCGCGUGCCCGCGUCAAGCACCUGUGCGACCAGUGCCCCUUUUCGGACGCCGACAUCGACGCACUGCUCCUGCACUAUGACAGCGCGCAUGGCUCCCCGCUGGUGCUGGAGGUGAAGCCUGACGCGGAGGCCGCGGGGGGCGAGCCGGGGACGGCCCAGGCCAAGGAGCCCAGGGACUUCCCCUGCAACAAGUGCGACUUUGUCACCGAGGCAGAGGAAGAGAUCUUCCGGCACUACAGGAGAGUCCAUGCCUGCUGCAAGUGUCGGCACUGCAGUUUCACGGCGGCCGACACUGCCGCCCUGCUGGAGCACUUCAACGCUGCGCACUGCCAGGACCCGCGGGAUCCCUCCCCAAGCCCCAGCAAUGGCUGUCCCGCCCCCUCCGGCGCGAGUGUAAAGGAGGAGAGCAAAGGCGACCUCAAGGUGUAUAGCCUAGUGCCCCCAGAAGCCAGGUCAGCCGAGGCGGGGGCUGCGCCCGAGGGCGUGAAGAGGGAGAUGCCUGACGAGAAGGAGGCGCUCAGGGAGAAGGGCUGGGCGGAGUCGGUGGGAGUCGGCGGGGAGCCGGGCCGAGGCCUGCUGUGGGUCCCCAAGGAGCGCACUGGCGAUAUCCUGAGGGCCAGUCCAUUGCAGUACAGCCAGGGGGCGCUCAGCCUGCUCAAAGCCGUCUCGCAGGAGCAGCACCAGCAGAGCACCACCGUGCUUAGGGAUUCCCCCGGCCUGGUGUUCGACGCCAAGGGCUUCCUGCAGGGGGCGCACGCGAGCGGAGUGGAGAAGGCAGGCCAGCUGCAGUCGCAGUAUUCCUCUACUGACAGCAAGGCCAGCAAAGAGGAACCAUCGUCACUUUUACGGAGACGUCGAGGCUCUGGUGUGUUCUGUGCCAACUGCCUGACCACAAAGACUUCGCUCUGGCGGAAGAAUGCCAACGGUGGAUAUGUGUGCAACGCGUGUGGCCUGUAUCAGAAACUGCACUCGACUCCCAGGCCCCUGAACAUCAUCAAACAGAACAACGGGGAGCAGAUUAUCCGCCGGCGCACACGCAAGCGUCUGAACCCUGACUCCAUGCCCGCCGAGCCAGUGAGCUCCAAGCAGCAAAGGGUCGGGGCCGAGGAGCAGGUCAAUGGCAGCCCCCUGGAGCGGAGACCCGACGAGUCCGGCACAGAUACCCCCACCGCCUCCCGGGGUGAGCACCAGCCUGCUCUGGCCAAAGCUGACGUCUACAGCUCGUUGGGAACCAAGGGCCACCCCAGUCCGCGCUCCACCCACGCGUUCCUGGUCAGCCAGACCCUGGAGAUCCACAAGCGCAUGCCGCCUUUGCACAAGAGCCCCCAGGAUAGCGGACCGGAAGGGAACGGCAUUGGGCCAGGGAUUCCGGUAGCCUCCGAGGGCAAGAGCAGCUCGGAGCGGGGCAGUCCCAUUGAGAAGUACAUGAGGCCGGCGAAGCAGGCCAGCUACUCACCUCCAGGCAGCCCCAUCGAGAAGUACCAAUACCCUUUCUUCAGCCUGCCCUUCCUCCAUAGUGACCUGCAGAGUGAAGCUGACUGGCUUCGCUUCUGGACUAAGUAUAAGAUGUCGGUGCCAGGGAACCCCCAUUACCUGAGCCACGUGCCCAACCUGGCAAACCCCUGCCAAAGCUUUGUGCCUUACCCUCCCUUCAGCGUGGCCCCGCACUUCCCUGCACCGGGCCCGGAGAACGACAUUCCCUUGGACCUGGCCGUCAGACAUUCCAAACCAGCCCCCGCCAACGGGGCCUCUGGCAGCGGGAGGCGAGGGCUCCCACAGGCGCCGACGGCACCGGCGAAGGGAGGAGGGGAUGACGAGGACGAGGAGGUAGACGAGGCUUCCUCCGCGGAGCCCGCGGCCAAGCCUGGCGGCCCGCCACCCGAGAAGGUGGAGCGGGGCACUCAGGACGAGCAAUCGAGCAAGUGCGCCCACUGCAGCGUCGUCUUCCUGGAUGAGGUCAUGUACGCCCUCCACAUGAGCUGCCAUGGCGACGCCGGCCCAUUCCAGUGCAGCAUCUGCCUGCACGCCUGCGCGGACAAGUACGACUUCACCACGCACAUACAGCGGGGGCUGCACCGGCCGACGGGGGAGGUCCGGCCCGCUGCCAGUCCCAAGGAGUGAACUGAGCAUGCCCAGCAAAAGCAGCCUUCUGGACGAAACAGGGCUGUGGGAUCAAUAGCCGAUGAACAAAUUAACGAACGGGGAGCAGGGAAAAGGGGCGGGGCAGGGGGGGGAUUGCUAACAGUGCCGCAGUGACUCAAACAUAGUAGGGAACUAAUGAAAUCUUAACAUUUAUGGCGUAUGGUGUUCGAUGUACAGCUAUUGAAAUGGUACAAAUGACAUCCUUUUCUUUUGACAAGGCAGUUCAGCAAAUAAGGUACUUCUGCAGUUUUUUUCUUGUUUGUUUUCAUUUCCGGUAAGAUGGGGUUUGCUUUUUCUGCGAGCUGUCUCGCCGAGCGCCUGGGAGUUAAAGGGCAGGCACGUCCGCUCGUACCUGACUCCGUGGGCGGGGGUUGCCGGCCACGACCUGUCUGCCGCUCCUGCGUCCUCACGGCUCGCUCUCGAUCGCUGCGUCUUUACGGUGACGAUACGCUUGCGAAAGAAAAAAAAAAAAAGUAAAAAUAAAUUUUAAAAAAAUACAACACCCUCAGGGAAUGCAUUCAGCAGAGUGAGAAGCAGUUGCUAGCUCAGUUGUUUAUUGGUCUACGGUUGACAUUGAACCAAGCUUUUUGUGUGCAAAUGUACGUCCAUCUGUUUGUUUGCUGUGUUCCCACCAUAGAAACGAACGUCGUUACACGAGUCAUUCUAGACAUUAAGCUACUGCCUUAGUUGCUGGUAAACAAACCUUAGGUCACUAAAGAUGUUUGAAAAGAAAGUCUUAUUUUUUUCUAACUUGUUAAAAAAAAAAUCAUGUCAGUGCCUGAUACAUUGUAUAAAAUAUUUUCUACCUGGUAUGUUGAUAUGCAACAUUGAGUACACAUCUGAUGAACAGGGGUCCAGUGUUCUGGCUCUGAGUAACUGUUUACAUUUGCAAAUGUAGCAAACAAGGUAAUGAAGCGAACUUCUAUUUUUGAAAUUUUAAACUUUUUUUUUUUAUCCCUCUUCUCCCUGAGAAAGGAGAAAUGCUACUUAGAAGCAUUUGUUUUAUCUUUUAAUAGUUCUCGUAAGAAGAAAAGAAGGAUAAAGAUUGAAAUAGAAACAUGGCGCCAAGGAAAUGAAACGCACUAUCCAUUCCAUUCAAAGCCCGUCUUUAUUCCUGAAUACUUAGGUUUGCGCUUAAUCGUAUAUCAGUGUGCAUCGCAUUUUCCUUUUUUUCUUUCCAUCAAACUUUUUAGAAUGAUCUCAAGGAAUGCAGAUUAAUUAAGCUCAAUCGCUUCAUUUCUUACCCCUCUCACUUAAUUCUGCGUUGAGGUUUGGUUUCUUUCCCCAGGAUGGUGUUUUUUUUUUUUUUUCUUUUCACGUUUAAUUUCAUUUUAAUCUGCAUUAAACACAGCAAAGUACAAACUCGACAGAAAAAAACUGUAGGAAAAACCAUAUGUUCGUUUCUGAGAAUCAGUAAGUCUUUGAGUCCGACACGUACAUUGCAAAGCUCUCUGUGGACAGUCAGAAACUGUCAGGAGAGGAUAGAGGUGCCUUUGAAUUUGCGAGUCUGAAGGCCGGACAGCCGACAUAAAACAAUUCACCAAAGCUUCAUCCAAAUUCACACGCUUUAUGGAGCGAUGAACAUGGAAUUCCAUCUUUAACUAGCGGGUCCCACCAUGUUGUUGCUGGUGAUGCUGCACCAUGACCUGAUUAAGAAGCUCUCCACUACAGAGGAUUGUAUGGAAAACGCACAUUAUUGUCUGCUGGAGCCUUUAGAGUCCACAGGCAGCAUUGUUUGGGGUCACCUGCCCUGUUUGUCCUUAUGAUCAAAAAUGGGCCACACUUGAGGUGCCAUUUAUCAUUCAAAACCUACCAACUCCCCAAGUGCCCCACCCCCCAGGAAAAGUCUCUGCACGGCACUAGCCAUAGUGCUAAUCUAUGUACACAGUGAACGCACGUUUCAAUAAAGGCUAUGGCAGUGCCCAUGCGCAAUGGCUAUUCUAUCUCCCCCAGCAUGGGGGCAGUAAAGCAGCCCACCACCCUGCUGGGGUACGGCAAGCAUCGUAACUAGAUCACUCCUGCCUUCAGCCAGGAUUUGAGUUUAAUAACCGAUAUUCACGUCUUCCCGCUGCGUUGUAGGUUUCCUUCCAGUUCACUACAGUUAGGGCACUCUCAGCGUGUACUUACAUUUUAUUUCUCAUCCUUGGCUCCGUGCUGCGGGGGGGGGGGGGGGGGGGGGGGGGGAGAUCUUUGCAUACACAUGCACACUUGUUUAUACGGGCGUGAGCAGUGGCGGAUGGAGAGCUCCAGGAAUCAAGUUUGCUGGAUUGGAUUUAACUGAGAAAUCAGACUCGUUGAAAAGCCUUACGAUGCUGCUUCACUGCAAAUGUCUCCUCCUGUAAAGAUAAAUAAACUUCAUUUCAUGGGAGCAUUUAUAGGAAAUUAAGUAACAAGGUUUUUUUUUUUUUAACUAUGUUUUAAUUUAAAGUAUGUUAAUGCUUGCACUUCAGUUAUCCAUUUGUAUUGCCAAGGAAGAAAGUUUAAAAUGUGUAAUUAGCAUGCUGCGUACAGGUACUGCGUCUUAAUCUGCGGAAGUGAUCAUGUGUAUUUUAACAGACUUACUGCAAGGCUUGAGAUACGGGAAACACAGUAGAGAUUCGUAUGAAGAACUCAGACGAUACGCCAGUGCAUGUCCACGAGCAAGUCGACGUUUUAACCAUGAUUUUAGUGUUUUUUUUUGUUUGUUUGUUUGUUUUUUAUUUUUUUUGUUUGUCUUUACACUUUACCGCAUUUACGUUGCAUAGAUGAUGGUUUAGGUUCUUAAUUUGUUUUUCUGCUGCCACCUUAAAUGGUUUUAUUGUGUUGUAUGUUCUACAUGCAAAAAAAAAAAAAGACGAAUAUCAGCAAAGAUAGCAAAGACGCCUGUUACAUCUAAACUUGAAUAAUAAUAAUAAUAAUAAUGAUAUUAAAAAAUAAUCAUAAUAAAACCUUUUUGACAACUUUCAA
Messenger RNA from Brienomyrus brachyistius, 9709 nucleotides. RefSeq names its product trichorhinophalangeal syndrome I (gene trps1). The record is from RefSeq and is a predicted model, not a curated record. Gene Ontology annotation, biological process: regulation of transcription by RNA polymerase II. NCBI's taxonomy places the organism in Eukaryota, Metazoa, Chordata, Actinopteri, Osteoglossiformes, Mormyridae. The transcript has 6 exons. The coding region runs from base 2738 to 6742 and encodes 1334 amino acids. Gene Ontology annotation, cellular component: nucleus. Gene Ontology annotation, molecular function: RNA polymerase II transcription regulatory region sequence-specific DNA binding; zinc ion binding; DNA-binding transcription factor activity.